Molecule: messenger RNA, 2270 nt
Organism: Cololabis saira (Pacific saury)
Lineage: Eukaryota; Metazoa; Chordata; Actinopteri; Beloniformes; Belonidae
Gene: slc5a6b
Product: solute carrier family 5 member 6
Exons: 14
Coding region: 248-2083 (611 amino acids)
Biological process (GO): biotin transport; sodium ion transport; pantothenate transmembrane transport
Cellular component (GO): membrane
Molecular function (GO): sodium-dependent multivitamin transmembrane transporter activity
Source: RefSeq, a predicted model, not a curated record
CGUGGAGCAGGACAGCUUAACCUCUCAGGUUCAACACGAUCACAAACUGUCGCGUAAAAGAGACUUUCUGCCACCACCGAGCUAUGGAGUGAGAGAAAGUUAUAGUUUUAACUCGUGAAAGUCUCAAAUUAACGUCGUUUGAUGGACGUGGUUGUCAACAUGCUGCUCGAAAGCGAGUUUUUGGAGGAAAGUCUGCCGUGCUGAUGGCCGUGACCGCCGUGCCCGCCGCCCCGACCCCCGGACCAGGAUGGAGCCGUCCCCCCCCCAGGUGCUGUUCACGCCGGCGGACUACGUGAUCUUCGCGCUGCUGCUGGCGGCGUCGGCCGGCAUCGGCCUGUACCACGCCGUGUCCGGCGGCCGCCAGCGCACCACGCAGGAGUUCCUGAUGGCCGACCGCAGCAUGCGCUGCCUGCCCGUGUCGCUGUCGCUCAUCGCGUCCUUCCAGUCGGCCGUGGCCAUCGUGGGCGUCCCGGCCGAGGUGUUCGCCCACGGAACCCAGUACUGGUUCAUCGGCUGCUCGUACGUGCUGGGCCUCGCCAUCCCGGCCCACGUCUUCAUCCCCGUGUUCUACCGGCUCAGACUCUCCAGCGCCUACCAGUAUCUUGAGCUGCGGUUCAGCAAAGCGGUGCGAGUCUGCGGGACUCUGACCUUCAUCUUUCAGAUGGUCGUCUACAUGGGCGUCUGCAUUUACACGCCCGCCUUCGCGCUGAACGCAGUGACGGGGCUGGAGUUGUGGGGAGUGGUGCUGGUCACCGGACUGGUGUGCACGCUCUACACCACCCUGGGCGGGUUGAAGGCCGUCAUCUGGACCGACGUGUUCCAGACGGUGGUGAUGUUCGCGGGGCAGCUGGCCGUCAUCGUGGUGGGCGUGCAGAAGACCGGGGGGGCGGCGGAGGUGUGGAGGAAGGUGUGGGAGGGGAACCUCGUAUCCGGGCUGGACCUGAACCCAGAUCCCACGGAGAGACACACCUUCUGGACUCUGGGUGUGGGCGGGGUUUUCCUCAUGCUGUCCCUGUACGGAGUGAACCAGGCCCAGGUCCAGAGAUACCUCAGCUCGCGCACGGAGAGAGACGCCGUCAGGUCGUGCUACAUGGUGUUCCCGUCGCUGCAGCUGGCGCUGGCUCUCAGCUGCAUCAUGGGUCUGGUCAUGUUCGCCCGCUACUGCGGAGAAGAUCCCUCCGACAAGCUGGGCAGCUCGUCCCGGGACGCGAUGGUGAUCUACUUCGUGAUGGACAUGCUGCAGGGUCUGCCCGGGCUGCCUGGACUCUUCGUUGCGUGUUUGUUCAGCGCGGCGCUCAGGUACAGCACCAUCUCCUCGGCCCUGAACUCUCUGGCCACCGUGACGAUGGAGGAUCUGAUCAAGCCCAGCUUCCCCUCCAUGGUGGAGACGCGAGCGACGCUGCUGUCCAAGGCUGUAGCGGUGUUCUAUGGGCUGCUGUGUCUGGCCAUGGCCUACCUCACCCACCUCAUGGGGGAGUCCGUCCUGCAGGUGGCACUGAAGAUCUUCGGGAUGGUCGGCGGUCCCAACCUGGGUCUGUUCUGCCUCGGGAUGUUCUUCCCCUGGGCCAACUCCACCGGUGCGGUGGCGGGUCUGGGUGCAGGCCUGGCGGUGGCGUUCUGGGUCGGCAUUGGGAGCCUGGUCACCCGCGGCGACGGCGGUGGCCCGAGGCCCCCGGCACCCGGCUGCGACGGCGCCCCGCGGCCGGGCAACGCCAGCGUUUCCGUGGCGACGGCCAUCACGACCCAGAGGACUCUGCUCCAGGGCCGAGCGGCCGGCCUGAGGAGCUUCUACUCGCUGUCCUACAUGUGGUACAGCGCGCUGGGCUGCAUCACGGUGGUGCUGGUGGGCCUGGCCGUCAGCCUCCUCACGGGCCCCACCAGGGAGGAGGACGUGGCCCCGGGGACGGUGCUGCCCCUGCUGGCCAGGAGGAAGCUCUGCUGCCCCGCGGCUGCUCCGGUAACUACGCUCCUUCAGACGGACGUCUCUGGGCCUCAGACGUCGCCGCCCCAACAGAAAGAGACCAACGGACUGGUCUCGCCCGCGGAAUCUGAGCGUUUUCUGGAGUUUGAGACGGCGGUGUGACGUCGGACCAUCGCCCCGAGGCGCGAGGAACUGGACCUUACAGGAAGCACUUGGACAAUCAGCUGGUUCCUUAAAAAGUGCUCAUAUGCAAAGAUGAUACGAGCCAAAGUGCGAGUAACUACUGCACCGGUUUAACCGGCGGAGAACAUAUCUGUAACACAGUUGAUCCUGACAAGGAUUAAAGAUU